Messenger RNA from Gossypium raimondii (Peruvian cotton), 972 nucleotides. RefSeq names its product chaperone protein dnaJ 11, chloroplastic. Bases 143 to 619 code for a protein of 158 amino acids. The record is from RefSeq and is a predicted model, not a curated record. Lineage: Eukaryota; Viridiplantae; Streptophyta; Magnoliopsida; Malvales; Malvaceae. The transcript has a single exon.
CACAAAUGGAAUAAGCAUCGCAUUAAUUCGCUAAUACACAAUUAACCAUAGUUAAAAGUAAAAAAAAAUAAUUUAUGAAUAAAAUCUCCUAAACUCGAUAUCUUGCUUCUUAAAACAAGAAACUCCAUAACCGUCCUUCACCAUGAUCUAUUCUCUCCCUAAUUUCCAAAUUUCACCUCCAUCACGUUCUCUUUCCGGAUUCCGACCGUCUAUCGCCGCCGGCGCCACCGCCACCGCCACCACCAUCACCAGUACUUAUGCUUCCAAAAAAGAGAAAGGUUCGACAGGCGGUUAUCUGAGUCGUCCAGGAAUGGUACUCUGUACGUCGUUGUACCAAGUGCUAGGGAUAUCCGUGGGUGCCUCAAAUCUGGAAAUCAAGGCGGCGUACCGACGGUUGGCAAGGGAUUGCCAUCCCGACGUGGCUGAAAUCAGCCGGAAAGACUUAUCCGCCGAGGAGUUCCUGAAGAUACACACGGCUUACAGUACCUUAUCGGAUCCCGAGAAACGAGCCGUAUAUGAUAGUAAGCUUAUCUGGAGACGCCAAAGGCCGUUGGUUUCGGCUUCUAGGUUUACCGGAUAUAAUAAGGGGAGGAGUUGGGAGACCGAUCAGUGCUGGUAAUCGAGUUGACUCACUCUCCUACUCACGCUACUGCAUGUACAGUUGGUUAUAAAAAGCACCAGAAGGUUUUGAGGGAGAAAUCAGAGCCGUUGAUUGUGCCAUGUAAGAGCGCUUUUCUUCUUCUUCUUGUUUUUAUUGGCUGAUGCACGGUAAAAAGACUAAAGUUGGGUUUAGAUGGUCGAUUGGGUGCGGUGCUUUUAAUUUAUUUUUUGUCUCACGUUACAGUAUCGUUACAGUAUUUAAUCUUACUGUCACUAUUAUUUUUAUACUAACUAUAGUUAAAUGCACCGACCAUUCAAACCGAGUGUGAGAAAAUACAUUUAUCGAGAAGAAAAAGCUUUCGUUUGUUUAAA